Molecule: messenger RNA, 891 nt
Organism: Podospora anserina S mat+
Lineage: Eukaryota; Fungi; Ascomycota; Sordariomycetes; Sordariales; Podosporaceae
Exons: 2
Coding region: 1-891 (296 amino acids)
Biological process (GO): cytosolic ribosome assembly
Cellular component (GO): mitochondrial matrix
Source: RefSeq, a predicted model, not a curated record
AUGAUGUCCCUCCGUGCCAUCGCCCGCGCGGCCCCUAGAGUCCUCGCUCGCCCCUCCACCCUCAGACCCGCCGUCGUCAGAACCGCUGCCGCCACCGCUGCACGCCCCUCUUUCGCCAUCACACAAAAGGCUUCGGCCGCCUUUUCCACAUCCGCCUUGAGACGGGCGCCCGCCGGCGAGGUGGACGAGGAGCUCGCCGCCAAGCUGAGCUCGGAGCUCGAGUUUGAGACUUCUGUCAAGGAGGGCGAGACGCUGCCGGCGAGCAUCAAGGAUUUCUUGGAGAAUGGCCAGUUUGAGCUCAAGGACGUGCCCGGUCAGCAGGAUGUGUUUUUGACGAGGAACUUUGGGAAUGAAAAGAUCACCGUCUCCUUCUCCAUCGCCGACCUCUCCUCGUUCCAAGAGCAAAACUUUGAGGACGACGCCCUCGCUGAUGAAGAGUUUGAGGAGAUGAACGACUCCCGCGAGAACGGCAAGUCUGGUGCUGCUGAUUUGGCUGAGGAGGCGGAGGAGGAGGAUAUGGAGGGUGGUGCUGAUACUGAUGCCAUGCCCUGCCGGCUGAACAUUGUCGUUGAGAAGCCCGGCAAGGGCGCGCUCAAUGUUGAGGCGAUUGCUCAGGAUGGCACCGUUGUUGUUGAGAAUGUCUACUAUUACAAGGACGCCAAGCUUGCACACAGCAGCAGCCCUGAUGCGGUGCAUGCUGCGCAGGAUGCCUACCCUGGCCCUGCGUUUGGGAGCCUGGAUGAGGACCUUCAGAUCUUGCUGGAGAGGUAUCUGGAGGAGAGGGGCAUCACGCCUGCGCUGGCGCUGUUUGUGCCGGAUUACAUGGAUAUGAAGGAGCAGAAGGAGUAUUUGGCUUGGUUGGAGAAUGUGAGGGGGUUUGUUGAGGCUUAA